AUGAUUGGUAAUCACGGACAACCGCAGAUGAGCAAUUUUCAUCUGUUAGACCAAGUGAAUUGUUCCUUUUAUACUGCAAUUGUAUUUCAGUGGUUAGAUGCUCAACGAAAAGCCAGCCUUUUGGUUCCACCGUAUAACAUUGACCAGUGGCAGCUGUUGCCCAGAUUUUCUGCACUGUACCAUAAAGUUGUGGCAAUGAUAGUACCACCAGAGCAACGUGAAGAUCAAAUCGCAUUGAUUGAACAAAUUGUUCAAGAAGGCUCAGCAACAGAUGACGCGUCAGUAGAAAUUGAUUUUGCACCACUUAUUCACCGAGCACGAAAUGUGGUCAAAUGUCGUACACCCCAUCCGACAAUGCGUGUUCGGGUUUGUGCCCUAUCAGAUCACGAUUGUAGUGAAUGCCCGCCUGUUAAAGAAGCCUUCUUCCGUGUUACGCUUGUCAAACUCCAAGUAGCAGGCAAGUUAAUACUGACACAGCGCGAAGGAACACCAGCAACAAAAUGCCAGGAUCAGAAUGGUGCGACAAUGACAUCAGACGGACGUCUUAUUGCAAGUCAGGCAGCUCCAGAUGUCCACUCUCACAUGUUACAUGAAAGCUUUGGAGAGGCCAGCAAAACAACACCGUUGAGAUACGAACUCGAUACGCUUUGUGCAACAUUUCCUGAAAUGGGCGUAACUUUGAACUCGAUGGUUGACAGAAGACAGCUGGCCACUCGAUACGCUAUGCAAGUAGACGUUGCUAUCAACAUAAAUAACAAAGUUAUAAUAAAACAUAACCAAGCAUCUCAUCUUCAGCCUUAA
Enterobius vermicularis (human pinworm) is the source of this 801-nucleotide messenger RNA. The record is from the annotation of a GenBank genome assembly. Lineage: Eukaryota; Metazoa; Nematoda; Chromadorea; Rhabditida; Oxyuridae.